CUAACUUUCCUAAAUUAUACUAACAUUCCUCACCCUCUUUCUCUUCCACAGGAUGAGUCCUUCCUGUUUGAAGAUAAGCUGCAGAGUCUAGCUUCGAAAACCGUUCAGGGAUGCUACAAGAAGAAUGAAUUUGUCCUGUGCGUGUUAAAGUGUUAAUUACAAUCAUCUCAACCUAGAUAAUUUCGGUUCAUUUAAAUCUGAAUUCGGAAGCACUACAGGAAGAAGGAGGAAAGCUGAGCCUCCUAAACCAGACAAAGAGAAUGUGGCACCUGUUCAGAUUAAUACUCUAUCAGGCUCUGGCACUCUCAAUUCUACACAGAAUGCAGGGAUUCAUACUGCUACUACUACCACUCCACAUUCUCAGACCUGUCACCGUACGCUCUCAAGUACUCAAUGCAUUCCUAUCCGUAAUAUAUUCAAUGAUAUCAGUAAUGCUGUCACACCUCUUUCUAAUAUAUCAAACCAAGGGAGUUCAAAAAUGUCGAGAAAGGGUUGGAGUACAAACAAAGAUGUUGUCCCAUUCUACUUGAAAUCUCCUACUGUUAACUUGAAUGGAAGGGAUGCUUCCAUAAGUCCUGAACCUGCAUUUAAUUCUGGUACCAUCCCUGUAUCUGCAGUUUGUAAUACUCCUUUCAAUUUGACAAAUGUUAUGAAAUUGAAUCAAGGACUUUGUACCACAGGGACUCAGAAGAGGAGUGCAAAGAGAAGGAAAGGUGUUGACGAAAAUGUGCUUCCACAACACCCUUCAAAUUCAUUAAAUCAUUUGAACUCUCCAGUUUUGAAUUUCGAGGAAAGAUCGGCAUCAUGCAUGACUGAUCAAGCUGCAUCUAUUUCUACAAGGCCUCCACUUUCCGAUGUUUCUAAUACUGCUGUCAACAUUCACAGUAGAAUGGAUCAGAAUGAAGGAGAUAAAGAGGAUUAUGGACCCAUGAGACAAGUUAAAGCUAAAAAAUCAAAGACUAGGAUCCCUCCCACAGACAAAGAAGGGACCAGCAGACAAUUAUUUGGUAUACGUCAACUGAACGAUGAUGCCACUAUAGAGCAUUCUGCAAUUGCAUCUGUCUUGGAAGAUGCUGAUCAACUUUUUAAUCAAAAUGGUUGUGAGACUGAUUAUGCUGAACCUGAAGUGGUAGAUAAUGUUGUUUUGCCUGCCGUGCAAAAAGCUCUCAGAUGUAACACUGGAUAUGUGUCUUUGGGGCCACCUACAGAAUGUUGCUCCAAAUGCAAGGCUCUUAUGUGGAAAGAAGAACGUGUGAAUAAAACUGUGAAGAAUGGUACACCUGAGUUCAGUUUAUGUUGUUCUAAAGGUCAGAUCAAGCUGCCUGAAACACCUCCAACUCCUUCAUACCUGUUAAAUAUUUACAAUGAUCCAGUGAAGGGCAAACGCUUCCGAAAUCAAAUUCGUUUGUAUAAUACCAUGUUUGCAUUCACUUCUAUGGGCGGUAGAGUGGACCACUCUAUAAACAACGGCUCAUCUCCUUAUGUAUACCGUCUUAAUGGACAGAACCAUCAUCUCUUUGGUUCUCUCAUACCUAAUGAAGGUGAGGACCCCAAGUUCUGUCAAUUAUACAUAUACGAUACCGAUAAUGAAGUGGAGAACAGGCUGAAAUGGGUCAGUGUUUCGGAUGGUAAAACUGUUGAUGUGGAGAUUGUACAAGGUCUGUUGGCUAUGUUGGAUGAAACAAACGAACUCACAAAAUACUUUCGUAUGGCCCGGGACAGAUUCAAAGAACAGCCUGUGCAGGAUCUGAAGAUCGUCAUGAAAGUGUGUCGUAGUGUAACUGGCCGUGAGAAUUUCAUAGGGCCAUCAAAUGAGGUAGGAGCAAUUAUGGUUGGAGACUUAGAAGACACAUGUGGUGAGCGAGACAUCAUUGUUGAGACAAAGAGCAAGGUUCUUGAAAGAAUAUCUGACAUACACCCUAAGUUGAUGGCCCUACAAUACCCUCUUUUGUUUCCUGAAGGUGAAGACGGAUACCAUGAUGACAUCCCUUAUGUGCAAUCUGGAAAACAUGUUGCCAAAAAGCGUCAGAGGAUAACAAUGAAGGAGUUUUACUCAUACAAACUGCAAUGCCGACUAAAUGAAGGUAAUACCCCUCGCUUGGGUGGAAGACUGUACCAGCAAUACAUCGUGGAUGCAUUUUCGGCCAUUGAACAGUCGCGCCUUUGGUGGUUUCGUACACACCAGACCACUCUCCGUAAUGAUUUAUACAGCAACAUUCAAAAGAGCAUACGAGAUGGUCAUCAAGAUACUUCUUCUGUUGGGAAAGGUUUCAUUUUGCCCGCUAGCUUUCUUGGUUCGAAGAGAUACAUGCAACAAAAUUUCCAGGAUGCACUUGCUAUUUGUCGCUACAUUGGUCACCCGGACAUUUUUUUGACUAUGACAUGUAAUAGUGCUUGGGAUGAAAUCAAAGAAAUGAUGAAGCUAUAUCCGGGUUGCAUGGCUGUUGACUCCCCCGAUGUCAUUGCACGCGUGUUCAAACUGAAGUUGGAUCAGAUAGUGGAGGACAUCAAAAACAAACAUUAUUUUGGUACAUGUAUUGCAAUUAUGUAUGUCAUAGAAUUCCAAAAACGUGGACUACCUCACGUCCAUAUGCUAAUAUGGCUCGACGCUGCUUCGAAGAGGAAACUCAAUGAUGAUGUUGAUAGUUUUGUAAGUGCUGAAAUACCUGAUCCAAUAAAAGAUCCAGUUGGUUAUGCAGCUGUUUCCUCAUUUAUGAUCCACGGCCCUUGUGGUUUCCAAAGGAAAAAUUCCCCCUGUAUGAAGGAUUCAAAGUGUACCAAAUACUUUCCAAAGAAGUAUUGUCCGGAGACAUAUUUUGAUCAAUCGGGAUUCCCUGUCUACAAAAGGCGCGACACUAAAAUUACUGUCCGGAAGAACAAUGUGGAUCUUGAUAAUCAAUUUGUCGUGCCUUACAACCGUGAUCUCCUGGUCAAAUAUCAAUGUCAUAUGAACAUUGAAAUUUGUUGCCACGCACGAACUCUCAAGUACUUAUUCAAGUACUGCCUCAAAGGACAUGAUCGUGCUACUGUCGAAUUGUCAACCAAGAAGAAGCAAGACACUGAUGACUCCAAGCCUAUCGAUGAGAUUCAAUCUUACUUUGACGGGAGAUACAUAUGUGGAUGUGAGGCUGCGUAUAGAAUUUUUGGAUUUGAUAUACAUUAUCGAUCCGUGUCUGUCCAUCGCCUCUCAUUUCAUUUACCAGGCAAUAAAAACUGCACUUUCAAGGAAGAUGAGAAUCUGCAAAAAGUUGUGCAGCGUGAAAAAUGGAAACUCAGUCAACUUGAGGCUUUCUUCAAACUAAACAAGGAUGAUCCAUCUGCUAGGAAAUACACUUAUGAUGAGAUUCCACAACAUUAUGUGUGGAAUGAAACUGAUCAUGUCUGGACAGUGAGGAAGAGAGGCCAGCAAAUCGGACGUUUGUUGUAUACACAUCAUAAUUCUGGAGAGAUUUGGUAUCUCAGGUUGUUACUGACCAAGGUUAGAGGUCCAACUUCUUUCAAUGCUCUUAAAACUGUACAUGGUGUGGUUUACAACACUUUUAAAGAUGCGUGUAGAAAACUGGGACUGCUUGACGAUGACAAUGAAUGGGACGAAGUAAUGGAUGAGUGUGCCAAGUGUGGAUUUCCUCCUCAAAUAAGAGAGCUUUUUGUUCAUAUCAUGAUCAACUGUCAAGUGACUGACCUAGGAAGUUUGUGGACAAAGCACUGGAAACACAUGGUCGAUGAUAUCAUUCUUCGUAAGAGACAGCAAUCUGGUAAUACAAACACUAAUUUCAGUGACAAGCAACUACAAUUUUAUGCAUUAGCAGAAAUAGACAAGAUCCUAAGAACGAUUGGAAAAUGUUUGAAGCAAUUCGGCCAAUUGCCACAGCCACCAGUGAGCUAUAUUCAAACUGAUGCAAACAAUUUGAUUGUUGAUGAAACCAGUUACGACAUAGAGGAAAUGGAGAGAGAGUUUCUCAAACUUCAUUCAAAUUGCAACCCUGAACAACUAUCAGUCUAUGAUGCCGUUUUUCAAUCUGUGACUGAAAACAAAGGAGGUGUUUUCUUUGUUUAUGGGAGCGGCGGCUGUGGUAAGACAUAUGUUUGGAAGACUCUAAUUUACAAGUUGAGAUCACAGGGAAAGAUUGUUCUGCCAGUGGCUUCCUCGGGUAUCGCAGCUACCUUAAUGCCUGGAGGAAGGACAGCCCACUCCCGUUUCAAGAUCCCAAUUGUAUUGGAUGAAUAUUCCUCAUGUGCAAUAAAUCUGAAUUCGGAUAUUGCUAAUCUAAUCAAGUGCACGAGUCUGAUUAUAUGGGACGAGGCUCCCAUGCAACACAGGUACGCAUUUGAAUGUCUAGACCGAUCACUGAGAGACAUAAUGAAAACUCUUAAUCCGGACAAUUUCAACAAGCCGUUUGGAGGUAUCACCGUUCUACUCGGUGGAGAUUUUCGGCAGAUAUUGCCAGUCAUCAACAUGGGAGGUCGUGCUGACAUUGUGGCUGCAUGCAUAACUCGGUCAAGAAUAUGGAAAGAGGCAAUCAUUUUCAUCUUAAAGCAAAACAUGAGACUUAACCAAGGACAGAAUGCUGAGGAAAAGGAGAAUUUACGCAAGUUUGCUGAAUGGGUACUUCAAAUCGGUGAUGGCAAGUUAUCUCCUCCAACUGAUGAAUUAAGUGUUGUUGAUGAAGAUUCAAUCAUGAUUCCAGCAGAUUUUUGUGAUCCAGAAACUGAAAACUCUGUUAAAAAUAUGAUUGAGUGGACGUAUCCCAGUUUUACCACAAACUUUCAAAAUCCUGCUUAUCUUAGUGAGAGAGCAAUAUUGACGCCGACCAAUGUCACUGUUGCUCACUUGAAUUCCAAUAUUGUUGAGACAAUUCCGGGAGAUCAAGCUUCUUACUAUAGUGUUGACAGAGCGGAGGAUUUUGGUGGCAGCGAUUCUGAUCUUAGUUUUGCAUUCCCCCCUGAAUAUAUCAACUCAUACAAUAUUUCAGGUCUUCCGCAUCAUGAACUGAAACUAAAGGUUGGCGUGGCUGUUAUGUUAAUGCGAAACUUAAACCAGACGCUUGGACUGUGCAACGGGACCAGAAUGAUGAUCACAAAGUGCCUGAAGCAUUGUGUUCAGUGUGAGGUAAUAUGUGGAGCAUUUGCAGGUACGAAACACUUUAUUCCAAGGAUGGAACUCUUUCCAACCGAAACCAAGCUACCGUUCAAGCUGAUUCGCAAGCAAAUGCCGCUGCAAAUUUGUUAUUCCAUGACGAUCAACAAAGCUCAAGGACAGUCUCUACAAAGAGUUGGUCUUUAUCUUCCGAAGUCAGUUUUUACACACGGACAAAUGUACGUGGCUGUAAGUCGGGUUACCUCGCCUGAAGGUUUGAAGAUGUUCAUUGAUUCUGAUCAUGGUGUUCCAACUAAUGUUACCAGAAAUGUAGUCUACCAAGAAGUUUUCUACAAUCUCCCUAAGCUGUAAUCUAAGCUGUUCUUUGCAAAUUAGAAUUUUAUAUCCUAAGUAUUGAAUGUUAAGACAUGAUUUAUUAGACAAUCCAAGACAAGGCUUAUUAGACAAUGCCUAUUAAUUUCUAAGCUGUUAAUUGUUUUGUUGGCUGUUAGUUGUUGUUUAUCUCUUAUCUAAAUGUAAAGAUGACUCACCCUCUCCAAAUUCUGUUACAGAGGAUUGUAGUCCCAGGAGACAAGUUCUUUGUCUAACAAAUGAAGGAGUAGAAUUCCUCCAUACAAAAACAAGGCACCACCAGACAAUUGAUCCAGUGUUUAGAUAAUCUUCUUCACCUAAUGUUACUUGAAAUUUUUCUGUAAAAUUUAUAUUCGAAAUGUCUCUGUCAAAUUUAAAAUGAUUCGACCAAACUGCAUUAAAAAACAAUGUGGAGGAGAUAGUACAUCUCAAUACAUACAGUCUGUAUUCUUCCAGUCAAACUUCCUAAUAUGGAAAGCAAUGACCACAUAAACAUGCACACUCCUUUUCAGGACAUGUACUAUAGUACUCAUUUUUGACAUGUAGUACUUCUUUUCAUCAAAGUAGUGUUCCUCGGUUUUAGAUUAUUAAAAUCUUAUAUCUUUCUUCCGAUUUACA
Daucus carota subsp. sativus is the source of this 6067-nucleotide messenger RNA. RefSeq lists its product as uncharacterized. The record is from RefSeq and is a predicted model, not a curated record. The transcript is spliced from 14 exons. Gene Ontology annotation, biological process: telomere maintenance; DNA repair. Lineage: Eukaryota; Viridiplantae; Streptophyta; Magnoliopsida; Apiales; Apiaceae. Gene Ontology annotation, molecular function: DNA helicase activity. The coding region runs from base 479 to 5449 and encodes 1656 amino acids.